This is a messenger RNA of Prosopis cineraria, 1650 nucleotides long. Its product is annotated as glyceraldehyde-3-phosphate dehydrogenase 2, cytosolic-like. Gene Ontology annotation, biological process: glucose metabolic process. The record is from RefSeq and is a predicted model, not a curated record. NCBI's taxonomy places the organism in Eukaryota, Viridiplantae, Streptophyta, Magnoliopsida, Fabales, Fabaceae. The transcript has 13 exons. Bases 131 to 1144 code for a protein of 337 amino acids. Gene Ontology annotation, molecular function: NAD binding; NADP binding; oxidoreductase activity, acting on the aldehyde or oxo group of donors, NAD or NADP as acceptor.
ACCGGUCAUCUCGGUCUUUAAAAUAAUCAAACCCUAACGCAAUUUUUCUCUGCUGUCUUCCGCUGCUUUCUCAUUUCUACUCUACUCACCUUAUCUGCUCCUGCUUGUACUACCUCCACCCCCUGCAACUAUGUGCAAGAUCAGGAUCGGAAUCAAUGGAUUUGGAAGGAUUGGUCGCUUGGUGGCGAGAGUGGCUCUGCAGAGAGACGAUAUUGAAGUCGCCGCUAUCAAUGACCCUUUUAUUACUACUGACUACAUGACCUACAUGUUCAAGUACGACAGUGUUCACGGGCAGUGGAAACAUCACGAUGUCAAGGUCAAGGACUCUAAAACCCUUCUUUUUGGUGACAAGCCAGUCACUGUGUUUUCACACAGGAACCCGGAAGAGAUCCCAUGGGCUGAGACUGGAGCUGAGUAUAUUGUUGAGUCCACCGGUGUCUUCACAGACAAGGAGAAGGCUGCUGCCCAUUUGAAGGGUGGUGCAAAGAAGGUUGUCAUAUCUGCCCCCAGUAAAGAUGCUCCCAUGUUUGUUGUGGGUGUUAAUGAGCACGAAUACAAGCCACAGCUUGAUAUUGUUUCUAAUGCUAGCUGCACGACCAACUGCCUUGCUCCACUUGCGAAGGUUAUUCAUGAUAGGUUUGGCAUUGUCGAGGGGCUAAUGACCACUGUUCACUCCAUCACUGCUACCCAGAAGACUGUUGAUGGGCCAUCCAGUAAAGACUGGAGGGGUGGAAGAGCUGCCUCAUUUAACAUCAUUCCCAGCAGCACUGGAGCUGCUAAGGCUGUUGGGAAAGUGCUUCCUGCUUUGAAUGGAAAAUUGACUGGGAUGGCAUUCCGUGUUCCUACUGUGGAUGUCUCUGUUGUUGAUCUUACUGUGAGGCUGGAAAAGCCGGCCUCCUACGACCAAAUUAAAGCUGCCAUCAAGGAGGAGUCCGAGGGCAAGUUGAAGGGAAUCCUUGGUUACGUUGAAGAAGAUGUGGUCUCCACUGACUUCGUUGGGGACAACAGGUCAAGUAUUUUCGAUGCUAAGGCAGGUAUUGCCUUGAAUGAAAACUUCGUGAAGCUUGUUGCUUGGUAUGACAACGAGUGGGGUUACAGCACACGCGUUGUUGACUUGAUUGCUCACAUGGCUAAAACUCAUUAAGACGGUACUGCAAGUAAGCCUUUGCCGCGUUUCACCGAGCUUCCUGUCAUGACGGAAAUUGAGAGUUCCGAAUAAAUGGUUUCCUCCUGCAUCCCUGGCGUUGAAGUGUUAGUUCCUUAGGACUUUAUUGUUCUGAUUGCCUCUCUUGAGGAGGAAAUGGAGUUUCUGAAUUUUUAUACCUGUUAUGAAUGAUAUCAGUCAUCAGACGGCCUUCGUCCCUCCUUUUCCGAUCAUUUUGUUUCUUUCAUAUUAUGGCUGCUUAGCGCCGUAGCCUUUUUAAAGAAUUUAACUAUAAAUUUCUAUGUCGUUUGAUAUAUCGAAUAUAUUGGUAGCUAUAAACUUUGGGUCGAUACGGAGCGAGGCUGAAUUGUUUCAGUUCCCAAUUUCCGAGUUUGCGACCGUACAAUUACUAGACUAGCAAUUUUGCAGUUGUAUCGUAUCACCAUUCCGCACUGGCUAGUGGUGUUUAAGCGAACUUCUCAUAGUAAUAAACUAGCCUUUUUCCA